Molecule: messenger RNA, 2160 nt
Organism: Acanthoscelides obtectus
Lineage: Eukaryota; Metazoa; Arthropoda; Insecta; Coleoptera; Chrysomelidae
Source: the annotation of a GenBank genome assembly
UGCCUAAUCCUUUCCAAUGACAGGAGCAGCCAAAAAUGGAAACGUUGCAAAUAAUUCUAAUUUCUAAUUAAUCUUGGCAACACUACGGCAUAGUUUCCAAGUCAGUGUCGCCAUCCAAUAAAUAUAAUUGAUAAAAAUUAUGGUCCAGUAUCGCCAACAUCAGUUAAAAAAAUAUGUACACCCUUCUCCAUGGCUUUUAUAAGUACCUUGUACAGAAAGACGAGUAUUGCGUUUUAAUACUUGGUCUGGACAAUGCAGGCAAGACUACGUACUUAGAGGCAGCUAAAACUAAAUUUACCAAAAACUAUACAGGAACUCACCCCUCCAAGAUCACAACAACAGUAGGCCUUAAUAUUGGCAAGAUUGAUGUAGCUGGCAUAAGGUUGAAUUUUUGGGAUCUGGGUGGGCAGAGCGAACUACAGUCCUUGUGGGAUAAGUAUUAUGAAGAAUCUCAUGCCAUCAUAUAUAUUAUAGAUUCUUCAGAUAGAGAUAGAAUUGAUGAAUCCAAGGAAAUAUUCGAUAAAAUGAUUGCAAGUCAGUCAUUACAAGGGAUCCCUCUUUUAGUUUUGGCUAAUAAGCAAGACAUUCCUGAAUGCAUGGGUGUGAGAGAGGUUAAACCUAUUUUCAACAAAAAUGCACACCUUAUUGGAAAGAGAGAUUGUAUGGUGAUGCCUAUAUCAGCUCUGACAGGGUAAUUAUCUGUUUUAGAUUCAGAAGAAUGACUCAACAAAGGACUAAAAAUGGUUUACUGCUCCUUGUAUGAGUUUCAAACUUGCUUGCAUAACUAACUCAUAUUGAAACUGUUUCCAUUCACCUUUAAAGCUAACACAUAACUGAGGGAAUGAAAUUUUGUAAAACCACAUGAUUUAUUGAUUAAACUUCAAAUUUAUUAGUAUAAAGGCAAAAAUAUGUAAUGAAAUCAGAUAUUUUUCAACAUUUAUAUCAUCAUCUGUCAAAUGUAUGUGUCAUGUUUAGCCCAAUCCAAAGUCCCAAGGUGUCUGAUAGUGCUGCAAGGCAAGCUUAGAGUAAUCUCCUUCAACUUCAAUUUUUCUAAUUGCAUACCAGUUUAUCAAAUACUAUAUAUAAUUCCACACUAUUAAAAAAAGCCCAUCGACAGUGAUAAAGUUACUGCUGGUCGAGUGGCGGGGGACAUUGACAUUAUGCAUAAACAUCUCAAAAACAUCUUAUCAUUUGGUUUAUUUAGACCAUUUUAGGGCUCCCCAGUACCAAACGCGACCUUGAAUAUUAUGGCGAGAUGUGCACUUGUUAGUUACUCAAGAGUUGUCUUCAUUUCCCGUUAUUCUGCUCCCUACAGUAAACAAAAGAGUGACAGUCCAAAUAUCGGAGUCAGGCGACACUGUAACCGUGUUGCCGCUGCCUCGAUGCCGAAUUGGAUAUAAUAAGUUCAUUAUAUUGUCUGACCAGUCUGGAUACUCGCAUCAAGAUCGUCCCUCGUCUUUAUUCCUAAUAUUUCGCAUUCUCGGUAUCUUUCAACAACGGAAAAGAAAAUCAAUCAAAUCAAACUUAUCAGGUGAAGGGUGAACACGUGACAGCCGCUAGCCGCUUGAGCGCUCCGCUAGAAGAACAUACAAAAUGUUUUUUUUUUACAAUAUUUUCAAAUUCUCUUUGGACAUAUAGCAACGAGAUAAAAACGGAAACCUAGAUAAAUGGAUGCUCUAGACGGUCGUGUUUUCCAUUUUCCGAUAUAAUGCUUGAUUUUUUAACCACAGAAGUUACAAAAAUAUUAAACCAAAUAACACUCUCUUCAUUGAGCACUUCACAUUCAGAUGCUCAAACUCUUUGUUUGUAUCUUGAAAAAAACUGUGCAAGGACUGUGGAUGUAUAUUUUAUAUAGGAAUAAAAAAAAAUAUGGGGUACUGUAGUUUUAAGGUCUACAUGUAAACAUAGUUAUGUUAAUAUUAACCUACUAUUAACAGUCGCUCUAUUACCAAUAUAUUCUGAUCUAAUGAACGCAAAGACAUGUUACUUUUUUCUUCUAGGGAAGGCAUAGAUGAGGGUAUAAGGUGGUUAGUGGACUGUAUUAAAAGGAAUUCCUACUUAAGACCUCCAAUAAACUUAGAGGAAACAUAGGUUCGCUAAAACAGACUGAUCAAAAUGUAUUUGUAUUGUGUAAUAUAAGAAACUUCUCUUUUAUAUCAA